Messenger RNA from Melitaea cinxia (Glanville fritillary), 3033 nucleotides. RefSeq lists its product as uncharacterized. Gene Ontology annotation, biological process: positive regulation of flagellated sperm motility. The record is from RefSeq and is a predicted model, not a curated record. The transcript is spliced from 20 exons. NCBI's taxonomy places the organism in Eukaryota, Metazoa, Arthropoda, Insecta, Lepidoptera, Nymphalidae. Bases 1 to 2997 code for a protein of 998 amino acids. Gene Ontology annotation, cellular component: non-motile cilium; sperm midpiece.
AUGGAUAAAAAAAGAUCGGCUCAUACGUCUACCAGGCCAAAGCUUGCGCAGGGGCAUAGCAUAGCAAAAGCAACUUCAAGGAAGGCAAGGGGAGAUUGUGAUGAUAGCGAGAGCUCGUCUCACACGCACAUCUUCAGACGAGAUAAGUAUAAGAGCGAGUACAGGCGCAUCACGAGCGACGAGUUCGUCGGUGUCUUACCAUCGGUUUCGGGCUCGUCCGAUACGUUCCAGUGCGUGCACGGGCCCGGCGGCCGGCCGUACUCGCAGGAGCGCCGCCUCCAGAAGAACUUAGACCCCAUAACAAUUCCUCGCGAAUGGAGCAGUGAAUGUGAGCCGGUGGGCGAACGCGAGCUGGCGCAGGCCCUCGAGUUUCUGGUCACGGACGCGGCGGGGCAGCAGCUCGCGGAUAGGAUAGACGCGUAUCUCCGAGAUUUCGCCGCGGUCACUCGACGUGGAUAUAACAUUGAAGUUCUAAGCAGCUUGUGCGUUGUUCUGGAUUACCUAGUGGAUAGUAUGAAACGGAAACCUAACAUACGAGAAGGAGCCGUUCUACUUCUGAAGAACAUCGACAAACCCGUCCAGUUGACGCGCGCGUCCGACGUCGUGUCUCACUUUGAUGCUCUCACGAGAUACGUCGAGUUUCUGGGUUCCUUGCUCGUAAUAAGCGAGGAAGACGAGUUGUUUGAGCUGGUAGCACGCGGUGUGACGUGGCAGCUGUCUGGCGGCGAGGUAUCGCGGCGGUCACUCAUGCUUAAGGCCGCGCGCGCGCUCUUGCACACCGCCCCGCGCAUGCUGGCGGUCACCUCCCCACGCCGGUUCCCCGCCUUCCUUCACAUCGCUCUUCUUCUGGCUUGCCACUCCGACGACUACUGUGUUGAAAUGAUAAAGGAAAAUAUAUUUGAGAAUAUAUUUUACCGCUUCAAUCCUUACUUUCCUCACGAGUUACCCGCUUAUGAGUUUAAUCCGGUGGAUCCUCAGGAUUACACCGUGAAAUUAGGAGACAGUAGCACCAACAUGGAUACUAUAUUGUCCUUGCUUCUGGUACUUUUGCAAACUCUGAAAAACUACUUAAAUGUGAACCCAAAAUGCCGUACCCUCCUUCCUUGUCCGGAUUACAACUCUCAAAGGUGUUUUAUUUGGGCGUACCGCUUUGAGUGCCGCGCUCGCGAUCACCGGCAUGAACGGAACACUCUGACCGUGGUGGCGCACGCACUCCUCCACUGCUUCGGUGACCGUCUGGCGGCCUUCUCGACCUUACUGAUGCCGGACGUGAUGGCGCUGUCCGUCCUCAGCGAGGUUCCUCGCAGACCGGACUGGACCGCGACCGUUCAUUUCAAUACUUCCCAAGCCGAUGUACAUUUCAAAAAAUUGUUAUUACACUUGUGCGUCGAUUUUCUCAAGAUUCUACCAGCUAAUAGCUUCAUGGUGGAGUCUCAACACUGGCUCCUGGGUUUAAUGUUUCUGCUGGACCCGUGCCUCAGUCCCCUCCGAGCUCAUUGGUCUCCCGCUCUAUUUGCCGAAAUCCGCAAAACUGGGCUACAGGCCCUAGUCUGUACACUCCCGGUCAUGCCGCAGCGGUUAAUACAAGAAUACGAUAUAAUAAGAAGGGUACUGUGGUACGUGGAGUGGUACUCGGAGAGCCCGUACCCGCUGCCCACGUUGUACUGGAGCGUGCGUGUGCUGCGCGCGGCGACUCGCGAUCGGCGGCAAUCGCUCGACGACCUUUUUGACACCCACGGAGUCAUCAUAUUGACACAUCUCUGCUACACGCUGCUGGAGCAGAAGCGUCCACCCGUGGAGCGCAGCCAGGCGGUGCUCUCGCUGGCGCUAUGCGUGCUGGCGGGGGCGGCUGAGACGCGGCCGGUGCGAUGCUGCGUGUACGCGCUGCGCUGGCCCUCUGCCGGCUGCGACCUCGCGCAGCGCAUGCUGAGCGUCGUGCUGUACGCGCUCAAUAACCACCUCAUCGUCAGCGACAGAUGGCUCGUAUCAUUACUGAACUUCAUUUGGGAAGCCAUUGUUUGGAACAAAGAGUAUAGACAAAAGUUUGUCUUAAAGCACGGUGUUUACCAUCUCCUGGACAUAGUUACGACGAGCACGGCCCCCGUGCAGUGCCUCGCUCUGGCGCUGCUGUGCGACGUCGCGCGUAGCGGAGACGCUCUGGCUCAGCUGGUCACCUGGCGCGCCGGCCUCGUGGCCUCCAGCGCCUAUCCGUGUGUGGCAAAAAGCGGCUCAUCGGUCGCGAGCCUGCUGGCCGCGGUGUUCAGAGACGAGUGUCUGUCCAGCGGGGCGCAGCUGGAUGAGCGCGGAGUCAUUCAGAACGUGAACAACCCUCUUCAGUCAUUAGCAUCGCGUGACGAAAUGGACAGUGCAGAGCAUAGAGAAGGUGCGAGCCAGCGCACCCCGGUGUGCUGGCCCGCGGCGGAGGCGGCGGGCUCGCGCGCGUCUAAGGCUUUUGCCCUCUUGCAACUACUAUCGGAAGAUCUAGCGCAUAAAGUAGCUCUGGCCGAUGAGACGUACAACUUGUAUAAAAAUAUACGACUGGAACCCGAGGACGAGGUAAUUUUGGUACUAUGUUCCCACUAUAUGACGAUCAAACUCAACGAGACUUGGUUGGAAACGAAGCUGCAGAGUCCAGGACUUUUGAUACAGGAUGAAGAUGUCGUCAACGAAUUUUUGGAAAUAAAUAAAGGAUGGGCGAAGGAGAUAAGACGACAACAAUUGGACGUGCUGGAAAAAUAUCAUAAAAAGGAAGCCGAGGAAGAGAGCACGCUGUACGAGUUCCUGGGGCGAGUGCGACUGACGAGCGCGCUGGAUGCACUGCGCGAGGUUCGCUGCGCUGCGAGAACCGUGCGACCCCCACAGAACAUCGCGACGAGCAGCAGCCACGAGGACCUGCUGCGCACCUACCGUCCUCCGCUUGACGAACAGAAUGUGACCGGCCAGUAUGUGAAGAUAUUGCAUAUAUGCAUUCAACCGAAAAACAAGCAUGCUGUAUAAACUCUCUAUAAAGCCUUUUUUGAUAUUUUAAUAUAA